AUGAAAAGUAAUAAUAAUUAUUAUUUAUUACCCAGUAAUAGUAAUGUAGCAGCCCGAACAUAUUCAGAAAAAGAGCAUUAUAAUAAAUCACGUUCACUAGAUCUUAGCGCCGAUUUCGAUUCGAUUUCAAACAAACCGCCAUCACCGAGUUCCAAUGUGGGUGGAGAAGAACAACAUCAGGCGAUAUCAAACAGAGAUGAAGCACCGGACACAACAACAUCAACGAUCACCACCGUGCUCAUCGAAUGGGCUACAAGACUUGGAUUUAAAACACCAUCUCCCAGUCGAACGGCAACCGCGAAACGAAAAAGCCGUGAGUCUCUCUCUCCCUCCGAUUUAAACCGUUCAUCCGACAUCCGACAUAUUGUUAAACACGUGGCAGAAGAAGGAAGUCCGUCAACUGAUCGCUCAAAGAGUAGCUCUUCACCACACACAUUGACAACCGAUCUACCACCACACACAUUGAGAACCGAUCUACCACCACACACAGUGACAACCGAUCUACCACCGCACACAUUGACAACCGAUCUACCGCCACACACAUUGACAACCGAUCUACUACCACGCACAAUGUUGUCGCUUUUAGAGAUGAAAC
Molecule: messenger RNA, 595 nt
Organism: Didymodactylos carnosus
Lineage: Eukaryota; Metazoa; Rotifera; Eurotatoria; Philodinida; Philodinidae
Source: the annotation of a GenBank genome assembly